UCCACCGAGUCAUGAACUCGCUCUUCUCUUCUCCAUAAACAUACACUCACACACACACAAAACUGCAUUCUCUUCUCUUAUUCUUUAAGAAACCAUGAAUUCCCGUUUUGCCCCUCGCUUUUUCCCAAUCACUACCACUGAACCAAAACCCCUAAUCGGUGGCAACCACACAUCAGCACGAUUCUGCUCCCGAUAAUCAAAAAUCAAAUUUCUCGUCAUUUAUUUUAAUUUUCACCAUUUUUUUAAUUAUUAAUUUUUCUGUGAAGAUAGAAAGAGGUGCACAGUGACUACCAUGGAACCUGCCGCAGGCAAGCCCGGCUCUCUCCGGAACUAUCUUAUACGGUUACUCAUCUUAGGCGUUUUCAUCAUUGGCGUCCGUUUCGCUUACGUCAUUGCCGUCGCCGGCGAGUCCUGCAACGUCGGCGAUUUCUGCUUCUUCUCUCUGCCGGAAACUCUCAGCCUCGCCAUCGCUGGCGCCGAUUCCGGCCACCUCGCCGUUGAGUCUGAUUCCGGCGGUGGUUCCGCGCUGCCGGAGGUUUACACCAGCAAGGACUGGAUCAACGGCGUCCGUUUCUACUCGUCCGUGUUCCAGGAUCUUGUCGCCGGCGGUUUCCUCUCGCCGGAGUCGAAGUCGCUGUGCGUGGAGACUCCGACCGGGCGCGACGUCUUCGCGCUGAGGGAGAUCGGCGUCCGAGACGCCAUCGGGAUAGCGAGGAAGGCGGCGAAGCCGCUGGUAAAGUUCGGGAGGGUAGACCGGAUUCCGUUCGGCGAUGGCACCUUCGACUUCGUGUUCGCCGGCGAGGGAAUAUUCGAGAGGUCGGCGAAACCAUCGGCAUUCGCCGCGGAAAUAGCCAGGACCCUGAAACACGGAGGGUUCGCGGUGUUCCAUUUUACAAAACCUAAAGAUACGUAUAGUUUUAAUUCAUUCCUUGAUUUAUUCAAUUGUUUCAGAGUAGUGAAGUUGCAUGGCAUAGAAGGGUUUGACUUAUCAAUGCCUUAUAUACAUGAAAUUGUUUUGAAAAAUGAGUGUGGUGCUGGUGCUGGUAAAUUUGAUGUUGAAGAUUCAAAUGGAAAGUGUUAUGUUCCUGGGUAUAAGCAUGAUUUGGUUAGGAAUGCUGAGCCUUUGAUUGUAGAGGAGCCAUUGAAGCCAUGGAUUACUUUGAAAAGGAAUGCAAAGAACAUAAAGUACCUUACUUCAAUGGCUAAUAUAAACUUUAAGGAUAGGUAUUUGUAUGUUGAUGUUGGAGCUAGAAGCUAUGGCUCUAGCAUAGGGUCAUGGUUUAGGAAACAGUAUCCUAAGCAGAACAAGACAUUUCAUGUUUAUGCAAUUGAAGCUGACAAGACAUUUCAUCAGGAGUAUGGAUUGAAGAAGGGGGUCACUUUGGUUCCUUACGCUGCGUGGUUGAAGAAUGAGACCUUGGCGUUUGAGAUUCAUCGCGACCCCGGGGAGCACGUUGAGGUUAAAGGGAGGGGAAUGGGUAGGAUUCAACCUUUGCAGUCUUCUGGGGAGUUUGAUGGUGAAGUGGAAAAGAUAAGGGGAUUUGAUUUUGCUAACUGGUUGAAGAACACUGUUUCGAAGAAUGAUUUUGUUGUGAUGAAAAUGGAUGUGGAGGGUACUGAAUUUGAUCUGAUUCCGAGGUUGUUUGAAACUGGGGCUAUCUGUUUGGUAGACGAGAUUUUCCUUGAAUGCCAUUAUAAUAGGUGGCAGAGAUGUUGCCCUGGGCAGAGGAGUUCAAAAUAUGAGAAAACAUAUGACCAAUGCUUGGAGCUCUUCAAUUCUCUUAGACGAAGUGGAGUUCUUGUUCAUCAAUGGUGGUGAUUGCUUGAUAGAUGCAAGUACCUAACAAUUACUCCUAAAAGUGAAAUAGGAGGAUAGGUGGCUUGGUAGAGGUCUGAGCCACUGAAAGCAUUGUCACACCCAUGUCUGGUGCUAAUUGAAGUACUCUCUUACC
Messenger RNA from Gastrolobium bilobum, 1952 nucleotides. RefSeq lists its product as uncharacterized. Gene Ontology annotation, molecular function: S-adenosylmethionine-dependent methyltransferase activity. Lineage: Eukaryota; Viridiplantae; Streptophyta; Magnoliopsida; Fabales; Fabaceae. The transcript has 2 exons. The coding region runs from base 293 to 1819 and encodes 508 amino acids. The record is from RefSeq and is a predicted model, not a curated record.